GGUAUAUAUAUAUAUAGCUAUUGUGUACCUUUUUUGCUGCUUAUCAGUAACAGUUUUUGAAUUGGAUCCAGAUUUGCUCAAAACUCGAGGUGGGUGCAAGUAAAGCUUUUAUCUUUUUGCAUAGUUUAGCUUGGUGGUAUGUACAUAAUGUGGAUAUGUAUUCAUUCUUGGUGUUUGAAUAUCUGUUGUUGUGAGGUGUUUUGCCAAUUGGGUUGUUGAUUGAUGAUUCCUGGAGACCGAUGGAGGUCGAGUUGGUUGGUGUUUGUUCUCCAUCUGAAUUACAAUGGCCUAAGGCAAUUCUGUCUUAUAAAUGUUUUGAUUCCCCAAUUCUAAAUUCCUCAUUUUUUUCUCUUCAUCUGGUCUUACUUUUGUGAUAGUCUCUGAUACUCAUUGUUAUAAUUCAGUUUACCAGAUUGUGCAAUCAGUGUGUGGUUCGUUGUUUUGGGAUUUAAUGGUGGUACUUCACUUUUGAAUAGAUCUGUAGCUUUAAGAGUUUCAAUUAUGUGCUGGGAGCUGACAUUUGUUUGAGAGGUUGAAAAAUAGUUUUUUGCCUAAAAGAUGAAGGUUUAUUGAGUCUGCAACAAUUGGGUUGAACAUGUAGAUGUCUCUUUUAACUCUGUAAAUUGCUGAUCAAGGCUGUCUUUUAAAAAAAAAAAAUUCGUCACACAGAUUUUCUUUUACCUGUGAAUAUUUGCAAAUUUUUUACUGAGUUUGCGACAAUUGAGUUGAACAUGUAGGUUUCUUUUUAACUUAGUAAAAUGCUGAUCAAGACAGUCUAUUUUUUAUUUGGUCACAGAUUUCGUUUACACGUGAACAUUUGCACAUUUUAGCUACUCCUAUGAUUUAGUUUAUGUUAACAUGUUUCCUUUUAAGUCCUUUUGAAAAGGAAUGACUCAAUGAAAUUGGAAACAAUUUAAUUAAAAAUUUUCCAUGUUACCUUUAAUGUGAAGUUUUUAUACCUCCUCAAAUGUUAGGAUAUGGUUAAGAUCACAGGUUCCAAUGUUUUUAUUUAUUUCUUAGACUCCCAACCGAGUCAAACAUGUUCACAUAAACUUUGCCGAGUAUCCGUUUUCAUAUUUGCAGGAAGUUGACUAGUGAGUACCUCCCAUGAAUCAUGUUGUCGCGGCUGUUUAUACUUCCUAUUUGUUUAGGAAAUGGCAAAAGGGGCCACAGGACGACGUAGGAAUGGUUCUCGACGAUGUAGGGCCACCCCAUACCCUUUGCCAUCUGCUAACCAUUCUGAACUUGUUCACCAAAAGAAAUGCUCCAAAAUCUUUGAGAAGAAAGACUGGGAAGAUGCAACAUGUUCUGUAUGCAUGGAAUAUCCUCAUAAUGCUGUGCUGCUCCUGUGUUCCUCUCAUGACAAAGGUUGCCGCCCCUACAUGUGUGGAACUAGCUUACGCUAUUCAAACUGCCUCGAUCAGUACAAGAAAGCCUACACUAAAGCAACACUGCCAGAUAAUAAUCAACCUAUGCAGGGUUCUGCUGAUACUCCAAUUGCUGACCCAUUUUCUACUUGGCCUUCUGGGAAAAGCGAGGUCGCUGAAGUUGCUUGCCCACUAUGUAGAGGCCAGGUUAAGGGAUGGACUGUGGUUGAACCUGCAAGGGACUAUCUAAAUACGAAGAAGCGUAGCUGCAUGCAGGAUGAUUGCUCGUUUGUUGGAAGCUACAAGGAGAUACGGAAACAUGUUAAGGCUGAGCACCCCAGUUCUCGGCCACGUGAGGUAGAUCCUCUUCUUGAACAAAAAUGGAGAAGGCUGGAGAGGGAACGAGAGAGGGAUGAUGUUAUCAGCACUAUAACUACUUCUAUGCCAGGGGCUGUGGUUUUUGGUGAUUAUGUGAUAGAAGGAAGUCAUUAUGGCUUUGAUUCAGACGAUGAAGAGCAUUUUGAUGCGAAUGAGAUGAUGAAUGGGAAUGAAGGUUUUGGAAUGGGCAUCGAUCGCAACUUGAUGAAUGUGUUUCUGUUUUUGCAGGCUUUUGGUUCAGCAGGGAAUAUUGGGUCAAAUCGGGUUGUGAGGCGGCACGAGAGAGACAUAAGUGACACUUUGGAUAGAGGUGCUGGUGGAGUUGAUCGAAACCUCCCAGUUGGUGGUUUCGAGUACUCUGAUGAAGACAGUGACAAUAGUGGCGAUGAUAAUGAUGAUAGUGGUAUAUCACUAGUUGGACGUCUUCGUCGUGAAGGUAGAGUCCUUUUGGGUCGCUCCGGGAGGAGACGAAGACGUAGAGAGGCCAACGCAGGUCGGAGAUAGUUGUAAUUUGUGUAUGUUUGAAGUUGUGAAAAAAGAAAUCAUUAUAGGUCUUAGUUUAGGAUUUAACUGUGCUCUAACAUUCUCAUGCACAUCUGCCUCAAAUUGAUGCUUGAUACAUGGUAGAUUGUAGGAUGGGUCAGAAUUAUUGGCUGGCACUCGAAGAAAGCUCAGUUUUACUGUGAUUUGUACUUUGUAAUUUGCUUAUUCUGUCUGUUGAACAUUUAUCUGUCAAUUCUUGUAUGAAUGCAAUUUCUGAUGUACAUUUUCA
Messenger RNA from Capsicum annuum, 2517 nucleotides. RefSeq lists its product as uncharacterized. The transcript has 2 exons. Bases 1155 to 2249 code for a protein of 364 amino acids. Lineage: Eukaryota; Viridiplantae; Streptophyta; Magnoliopsida; Solanales; Solanaceae. The record is from RefSeq and is a predicted model, not a curated record.